AUGUGUGGGAAAAGUGUUUACAUGUUUUUGUUAUUGUUAGUUUUGAAACAAGAUUUCGCGAUAAGUAUUCGCAUCACAGAACUAACAGUGCCGAGCCACGCUGUAGAAGGCGGUUCUGUCCUUCUUCAAUGCCACUACGACCUUGAAGGAGAGAUGUUGUACUCCACUAACUGGUACAAGGAUGGGAGAGAAUUCUUCCGAUAUGUACCUAGUAAUACUGUACCGUUUCACUACUUUCCAAAUGACGGAGUCGAUGUUGACGAGAAAGAUUCAUCCAGCAACGUCGUAAAGUUAGUAAACUUGACACCGGAGUCAGCUGGGCUGUAUCGCUGCGAGGUGUCCGGGGAAGGACCUUAUUUCAUGACCGUCUUUGAUGAGAAAAACGUCAGCAUACAUUUAUUGCCUUACAGACGACCUCAAGUCACAGGAUUGGAGGAUAAUUAUAAAAUUGGAGACAUUUUAGCCGUAAACUGUACGUCAUCUAGAUCGCGGCCUCAGACAUACUUAAAAUGGCUCAUAAAUAAUGAAGCGGCUCCGAAAUGGUACACAACUGGUCCUUGGUACAGAAUAUCGAGAGAACGACCCGAUGCCAAAGAAACUAUAAUGCAAUUAAGAUUUAUUGUUCAAAGUGAACACUUUAAGGAGGGAGUAUUGCAAGUAAAGUGCCAGUCUUCUAUAGCACCUCUAUAUCAGGAUGAAGUUGUGCAUCACAUAGUGCAUGCUGAAGACAACAUAAUAGAUCCAAUAUCAGAAGACAUAUUAAACGAAGAAAUAAAAAGACUAAUGCAGAAUAGGGAAACAAACGCGAACUAUGGAAUGGACGAAACAGACUUGCCAGUUCCCGAAUCACAGAACGAUCAAGGUCAAGGAAGUGUUUUUAAAUUGUCAAUUUCCAGUAUGGUGAUGGUACUUCUAAUACAAAUUAUUUUUUUAAAUCCUUAUUUAGGUAAUUAUAUUACUAAUAUCUAA
This is a messenger RNA of Leptosia nina, 969 nucleotides long. NCBI's taxonomy places the organism in Eukaryota, Metazoa, Arthropoda, Insecta, Lepidoptera, Pieridae. The record is from the annotation of a GenBank genome assembly.